AUGGCGUUCCUUGAUCUGUCAAACCGUCUCUCCGGACGAUGGCUUCUCGCUUUCGUCACCAUCGCUAAUGCCUGUUCAAUGGCUUGGUUUGGCUACGACCAAGGUGUUUUCUCCGGAGUCAUCAUCUCAGCCGAUUUUAAAAAGCACUUCCCCGAGACAUCCAAUGCAAACACUUCCGGAAUAACGACCAGCUGUUUCUCUCUAGGGGCAUUCUUCGGCGCCAUCUGCGCUUUCACCAUCGGCGACAAGCUUGGUCGGAAGAAAACCGUCGCCCUGGGACUCUGUUUCAACGUCAUUGGCGCCAUUCUGCAAACAGUUUCGUGGCAUCUACCGCAGAUGAUUGUUGGUCGUAUCAUUAAUGGCUUUGGGAUGGGGCUAACGUCGUCCACUUGCCCUGUCUACCAGGCAGAAUGCUCAAGUCCACGAUCACGUGGGAAGCUUGUCGUGGUGGGAUCGCUAUGUAAUACAGCUGCUUUCUGUCUUGCCAGUUGGAUGAAUUAUGGCUUGUAUUUUCAAGGUAGUGCACUACAAUGGCGUUUCCCGCUUGGCUUUCAACUGAUAUUCCCCGUCAUCGUGGGAAUUGCACUGGUGCUCAUCCCAGAAUCGCCUCGCUGGCUCCUCCUCAAGGAUCGUCCAGAAGAAGCAAUCCAGGUGAUCGCACGACUCGAAGGCCCAAAUGUUGAGAUCACGAACCCAGAUGUCAUGGCACAAUUUCUAUCCAUCCAGGCAGCCCUUCAAGAGGAGCGCAAAGACCGUCUUCUUGCGAAGGAUGUUCUCCGUUGUCGCGAUAAAAACCAGACGCUCCGCCGGCUACUUCUCUCGUGCGGUACACAGUUUAUGCAACAAUUUAGUGGCGUGAAUGCUUUAGGCUACUACCUCCCGACUCUCUUGCAGCAGAGUGUUGGUCUGGAUGAGGAAACAAGUCGGCUUUUGACGGCUGUCAAUGGAACGAUAUAUCUCUUUGCCGCGUGUUGUUGUCUGAUUAUAAUUGACUGGUGUGGUCGAAGAAAGUUGAUGCUUUAUGGCUCUGUCACUAUGGGCGCAUGUUACCUGAUUGCAUCGAUGUGCCUAAAAGAAGCCGAGAGUGACCCAUCUCGGAAGCAAUUACUUGGUCGCGUUACAACAGCCAUGUUCUUCCUAUACUACUUCUUCUACGGCACCAGCUUCGCCAAAGUUCCCUGGGUAUACAACUCAGAGGUCAACUCAUUGGGCUGGCGCACACGUGGCGCAGCUGCUGCCACAGCCACGAACUGGAUGGGCGGAUUCAUUGUUACGCAGUUCACCAAAGUCGGGGUUGAUAAUUUGCACUGGCGAUUUUAUCUGAUGUUUGCAAUCAUCGUCUGGGCGUAUUUCCCCGUCGUCUUCUGUUUGUAUCCUGAGACAUCGCAACGGACGCUCGAAGACAUGGACGAGAUCUUCAUGGAGCAUCGGUCAGUGAUAGUAUGUGGGAACCGGACGUUGACGCAGCGCGCUCGCCCAGUGGAACUUGUUCAGGCUGAACAGCGACGUAUCGCAGAGGAACAAAAUGUGAUGCAAAAGGGGGCGAAGGGGGAGACGGUAGUGAGUCAUGUUGAACAGGUUUAG
Molecule: messenger RNA, 1584 nt
Organism: Talaromyces rugulosus
Lineage: Eukaryota; Fungi; Ascomycota; Eurotiomycetes; Eurotiales; Trichocomaceae
Exons: 5
Coding region: 1-1584 (527 amino acids)
Biological process (GO): carbohydrate transport; transmembrane transport
Cellular component (GO): membrane
Molecular function (GO): carbohydrate:proton symporter activity
Source: RefSeq, a predicted model, not a curated record